Megalobrama amblycephala (Wuchang bream) is the source of this 1492-nucleotide messenger RNA. RefSeq names its product CD44 molecule (Indian blood group) b (gene cd44b). The transcript has 8 exons. Gene Ontology annotation, biological process: cell adhesion; inflammatory response; positive regulation of ERK1 and ERK2 cascade. The coding region runs from base 121 to 1170 and encodes 349 amino acids. Gene Ontology annotation, cellular component: plasma membrane; basolateral plasma membrane; macrophage migration inhibitory factor receptor complex. The record is from RefSeq and is a predicted model, not a curated record. Gene Ontology annotation, molecular function: cytokine receptor activity; hyaluronic acid binding. NCBI's taxonomy places the organism in Eukaryota, Metazoa, Chordata, Actinopteri, Cypriniformes, Xenocyprididae.
GCACUACCCUUUUCUCUCAUCUCUAUUAGAGCCGACACUGAAACCUCACCUCACAUUACUCCAAACUCACAGCGAACUCUAUCCCAGCUCUAUUCUACAGCAACCUUGCCGGUCAUCAGGAUGUGGAUGGUGCUGCUGGGACUCGUGUCUGGAUUACUGGCCUCCUCUGGAUCAGAGGCGUCCACAGUGGUGAGCGCCCGGAGCUGCAGCUAUGUUGGAGUGUUUCAUGUACAAGGGAGCGAACGCUAUAGUCUGACGUAUGAGAUGGCCAAGAGCUUGUGUGAAGAGUUAUUAUCUUCAUUAGCCACUAUGGAGCAGGUGGAGGAAGCCUAUAAAAAAGGACUACAGACAUGCAGGUAUGGCUGGGUAAACAGCACAGAGCUGGUGAUUCUCCGUCACAAGGGAAAUAAAGUCUGCGCUGGCAACCAAACCGGCAUCAUCAAGAAGAUUCAAGAUGGAAAGAAAUAUGACGCCUUCUGUUACGAUGAUACAGAUUUGUCAGUGAAGUCCUGCGCAGCUGAGAUCCUUGAGAUUUUAAAUAAAACAGAUGUCACCCCUGUCACAGCAUCUACAGCGGUCACGACAGUCCAACAAGACACUGGAGAGGAUGAUAAUGUAACUUCAACAUCUGAGGUGUUGAGAGAUUCAACAGCGUCUACUCCAGCUCUCUGGACACAAACCAGUGCCACAGUGAGCCCAGUGGAGGACAAUGAGACUGAUCAGAGACACGAUACAAACUAUACAGAGCAUAUAGAGGAGUCCACAACCUCACAACCAACUACACACACCACAGAGCUGGCAAUGAGCGAGAGAACGUCCAGUCAUGAAACACCAGCCAAUAAAACAGAUCCAGGAUAUGUCAACCCAAAAAACAGGUCUUCGGGAUCAGAUACGGUCGGAUCAUCAGACUGGCUGGUCAUUUUAUUGACAAUUUUGGCAGUUGUUCUCAUUCUGCUUCUCUGUGUUGUUGUAGCAAGAAGCAAAAGAUGGUGUGGCAGGAAACAGACACUGAUUAUCACAAAAAAGAGCAGCAUUGCAGAAAAAGGUGCACCAGUGCCAGUCACUCGGGAGCAGGAGAUGGUCACACUCGUCAACAAUGAAAAGAUCACCAGCAGCAACUCAGAGCUAGUCAACAUCAAUCUGGAUGAGCCGACAGAGAAAACAUUCUAAAACUUGACCAGAGAAAGUGAUAUAGCAACAAAAAACAAUAAAUGGGAAUCAUUGAGACUGAGAUUUGAAGUAAAUCAAAAGGAGGUGAAGGAUGAUAGGCUCAAAUCUGAGUUCACGAGAACAGCCUGCUGUAUUUGUGUGUGUGUGUGUGUGUAUUCAUUUUAUAUUUCAGUAUUAGUAAUUUUUAAUUUUACACUAGUAUACGUAUGUGGAAAGUAUUUUUUCCAGUGGCUUUGCUUGGUAUAAUAACACUGGUGAAAUCAGUGCUUGUCAGAUGAAAGACGCAACUAAGAUUGUUCAAUAAACUCAGUUGUUUCCAUCA